UGCCAUUAGCCGCCUCUCAACUUUUCCUCCAUUUUAGACCCCACAAAACUAAGCACAAAAAACACCUGCGCCUUAGAUUCUCUUCCAUCUCUCUCUCUCUCUCUCUCUCUCUCUCUCACUCGCUCAUGGAAGACUAUGGUGUCCCCUCCCCCCUACGGCCAUCUUCUUCCCAUCUCCCACUGUUCUCAGCCAACACGAUGACUCCCCAACCAGUCUUUGCCAAACACCACACCAACAACUCCAGCGGUCUCUUGGGUUGGAAGGAGGCGGCAAAGGCUCGGGUUUUAGAUGAUCAUGGGAUUCCUCGCAGGGAGAUCUUAAUUGGGUCAGAGGGUGAGCAAAACCCAGCUAAGAAGAAGGGUGAGAAGAAGGUAAGAACGCCUCGCUAUGCUUUCCAAACAAGAAGCCACGUUGAUAUACUCGAUGAUGGAUUCCGCUGGAGGAAGUAUGGCCAGAAGGCUGUAAAGAACAACAAAUUUCCACGAAGCUAUUAUCGAUGCACACAUCAAGGUUGCGAUGUAAAGAAGCAAAUUCAACGUCUAUCAAAGGAUGAAGGGAUUGUGGUGACCACCUAUGAGGGGAUGCAUACUCAUCCCGUAGAGAAAUCCAAUGACAACUUUGAACAUAUUUUGAACCAAUGGCAAAUUUACUCUAGCUAAGGCUUGGCUGUUAAAUUUAGCAUAAACUUGUACAAGUAAUGAGCUUUCAUGUAAGUGUUUUCGCUGGCAUUUCAUGCACCAGAGGCAGAUAUACUGAUCAGUUGAUGUACAUAUUUUAUCAAUGGGAUGUUGAGAGUGUUGAUCUUGGUCAUGCGUGUAGAUAAUGUGAAGAGUUGUUCUAUGUGCCA
Molecule: messenger RNA, 847 nt
Organism: Elaeis guineensis (African oil palm)
Lineage: Eukaryota; Viridiplantae; Streptophyta; Magnoliopsida; Arecales; Arecaceae
Product: probable WRKY transcription factor 75
Biological process (GO): regulation of DNA-templated transcription
Molecular function (GO): DNA-binding transcription factor activity; sequence-specific DNA binding
Source: RefSeq, a predicted model, not a curated record